UGGCUUGAAGAUAUGAAUUUUAUUUUCUAGUGUUACUAAAAAUACUGUUUACCGCUUGCAAAUAAAACUUGUCUUUGCUCGUGUCCUCUACACCAUGUAUGUAUUGCUCGUCAGACGAUGUGUAUUACCCAUUCCUAGAUGCUGGCUCUUUACCGAAUUAUUGUGCGUUUCUUGGAGCAGAUAAUAUAAAACCUUGAUUCUAGUAUACAUGAACCUGGCAUACGAACUGCACAUUUGCAGUGUUGUAAUUGUUCGUGGAUGUAAGAUAGAGCUGAUUUUAUUUAGGAGGUCGUUCAGGACGCUAGCAGUGUUUACCACAAGCCACUACCUGAAUGUCUGAAUGAAGCAAUCAAUCAGGUUCUUCCGCAGAAACCGAAAGAUGAAAUCAAAAUCAUUGAUGUUGCAUCCGGAACGGGGUUGAUGGCAGUCGAGCUUCAAAGACUCGGCUACACCGCCCUGUGCGCUCUCGAUAUCUCAGACGGAAUGUUGAAUGAAGCCAAAAAGAAAAACGUGUACAAGAAGUUCAUCUGCGCCGCUCUGACCGAUCAGGAAAUUCCCGAGAUUCAAACAGGAGAGUUUGAUGCUCUGAUUUGUGGUGGUGCGAUGUUCAAGGGACAUAUUCACUCGUCUGCGUUAACUGAGAUGGUUAGGAUUGUUAAAACAUGUGGUCUUCUUUGUUUUAAUAUUCGCGACAGUAGAGCAGAUGACUUCAAAGGAAAGAUUCUAGAAUUGGAGAAUGUAGGCAUAUGGGAAAAUGCCUGCAAAAAGAUGGUGCCUUACUUCGACAGAGAUGAGCUGCCAAGUGAAACUUCAGCGUUUGUUUAUAAAAUUCUGAUGAAAUAACCAGAGGCGGACAUACCGUAGAUGAACGAAACAAAAGCGUCGAUUCCAUAUCGGUUUCCGUGAAAUUAAUUCACAUUAACGAAAAUAAAAGCACACUAGCAUAGCUGGAACGUUGAUCAAGCGUUUCAUUGAAAUUGAGGUUGAAAUAAAUAACUAUAAUUUAACACACGUGCAAGUAAAUGUGAAACAGACAUAGUGAGAGAAUAAUAUGUAUUUUAAAAUUUUAGUCAUGCAUCAUCGUGGAGACUUCGACCUAUAACAAGGAAAGCUCGACAAUUAAGUCACCACUCCAGAGUGAUGGGCUCCUGUCCAGAGAUAUGAGUAGGACAAUUUUGGAAAAAUAUUGUACCAAGUCAGUAAAUAAUAAAGGGGGCGUUUAAUUUACCAUCAAACUGUCAUGCAGUUAAUAUGAUCUCACAAGAUUUGUUAGGAAAGGUGAAAAAAUGGAAAAGAAAAGACUGCAAAUCAAGGCAAAGCAAAGAAAACGUAAGGAGAGGAGACAAAGGGAAGAUA
Orbicella faveolata is the source of this 1356-nucleotide messenger RNA. RefSeq names its product methyltransferase-like protein 27. The record is from RefSeq and is a predicted model, not a curated record. Lineage: Eukaryota; Metazoa; Cnidaria; Anthozoa; Scleractinia; Merulinidae. Gene Ontology annotation, molecular function: S-adenosylmethionine-dependent methyltransferase activity.